AUGUUGACGAAGAAGGAAAAGUUGUUGAUUUAUCCUUGGCAAAUGAAAAGAUUUCAUCAGCAUCGACAAAAAGUACAAAGUGCUGGUCCAGCCAUCGACUUUUAUCCACCAAAUGACUAUCCACAUAUCACUGAGAAGCUGAAGAAGGUUCAGAAGGAGAGUGAGAGACAAGACAAAGUCAAUAAAGAUAACAUUCGUUUGCUUCAACGUUUAGGAUCAAUUAUGACAACAAAACGAUUAAAGAACUUUUGGGAUACGCCACGUCCUAGUUUCCUAAGUCGUGAAUUUAUCCCACACUUAAACUCAAGAUCAUCCCAAACGGACGUCAGCGAUGAUGAAACUCAAGUCAAUGAUUCACAACCCAUGAAGAGAAAAUCAAGAUGUUUGAUCUGCAGUGGAAAAUUCCGAAGACCUAAUAAAAUAAUUCCUCAAGAACGAAUUCCAUGGAAACUGUCAACACCAACAAGAAACAUGAAACUUCUCAAGGAGGCUGACAUUAAGCCCCACAAGUGUUGCAAAUAUUGCUGCUAG
This is a messenger RNA of Clunio marinus, 531 nucleotides long. The record is from the annotation of a GenBank genome assembly. Lineage: Eukaryota; Metazoa; Arthropoda; Insecta; Diptera; Chironomidae.